Meloidogyne enterolobii is the source of this 284-nucleotide messenger RNA. The record is from the annotation of a GenBank genome assembly. Lineage: Eukaryota; Metazoa; Nematoda; Chromadorea; Rhabditida; Meloidogynidae.
GGAAAAAAAUGGAAAUUGAGAAAUUUAUGCAAAAAAGGAGAAGACGAAGGAGGAGUAGCACCGCCGAAGGGUUAAGAGAAGAGCAGCCAGACUCCCCUAAAAAGAGGACAGAAAAUAAAGGCGAUGACGGCGCCAACAUUAACUAUUUUAGAAAGAAGAGGAAGAACAGGUUCCACUCCUUCUCGUUGCUUUUUGUUAAUUCGGCCUCGGCCCUGAAGGAGGCCAUUUUGUGGUAUAUGUUGAUGAUUUUUGUUGGGGGAAGAUGGAGGGGGAUAUGUUCAUAA